This is a messenger RNA of Penicillium verrucosum, 1038 nucleotides long. RefSeq lists its product as uncharacterized. The coding region runs from base 1 to 1038 and encodes 345 amino acids. NCBI's taxonomy places the organism in Eukaryota, Fungi, Ascomycota, Eurotiomycetes, Eurotiales, Aspergillaceae. The transcript has a single exon. The record is from RefSeq and is a predicted model, not a curated record.
AUGGUACCCACCGACUUCGUACAUCGGCCAAAAGGCCAAUGGACAGGGAAGUUGCAGCGAUCGACAAGGGACCUCAUCGGUCGUUCAACAGCCAUGUGGGAUAAUUCAAGAGAUCGCUACCAACAAUCGACAACACAAAUAUGGCACAAAUCAGCAGACACAUUAAAUGAUUCGAAGGAUCGGUGUCAUCAGUCAGCCAAAUUUAUGCUAUAUCGAUCGGUGUCAAAAUGGAAUCAAUCAGCAGAUCACUUACACCGAAUCGCUCGCAUUGAAGACACAACACAGCAUGUUCCAGCGCACGAUUGCCAAGCCCAAGACCAAGCGACUCCACAGUCACGAUUUUACUCACGGGCUCUCAACUCGAAAUCAACAAACUCAUCCUCAAAUCCCAAGACCACAUCACUCUCCACAAAAGCGAAACGAAUCAGUUCUGCCUCGGUCACUGGACCUUCACUAUCUCCGGAGGAACAAAUCAGAGGGUUUUACGAAUCAACUGUACUUGUAAAUUCCACAGUGAGGCGGACAAGACAGUUACUGGAUGACAAAAGGACAGUCCUGGGCGAGAUCGAAAUUGAGUGGAUCAAUUCAACCAUCACCGAUGCUGAGAAUGCUGCGAAUGAUUUAGCUUCUUUUGUGAAGCAGUUUGAACAAAUCAGCCCUCAAGACCACAACACUUGGAAGCGUCGUCAUUAUGAAGUUGCUCUGAGACAGGAAUCCCGCAUGCUUCUUUCUCAUGGAAAAGUCGAGAUGAUUCUUAAUCACCUUGGCUCACUACCAACCACUUUGAGCAAUGAUAAAGUAUUUUUCUCUCCAUCUGAGGUUUCGACGGUCGCUUCUUCAAUCUCGGAGCUCCCAUGUGAGACGAGUGUCAUAUCUGUCUUUGAGCUUCCGAGCUUAUCACCUGAACCUAUACCCGAAAUUAUUGUGACACAAUUCGAUGAUGAGCAUGACGAUAAUGACAUGUACUCCCAUACCGAUGAAAGUCCUCCCCCAAGCUACGAAGUAAGUGGGAUGAAUAACACGGCAGGGCCACUGUGA